UGAAAUCUUUCUUCAGAACGAAAUUAGAACUUCGAACUUCAUUGUCAUUGUCACUGUCAUUUUUUAACUUGCACACACUAAAACAUCAGAUAUGACUCUGAGAUUUGGUUCCGGGCUAAGCUCCAACAGAAAGAUGGUUAACCUUCUAAACCGAUCUCAUAAACUCUCAAACUCACAUCCAUCUACACAGUGUCAAGUUGAUCGUUCUCUGCUUUAAGUCUAAGAUGAUGAUCUUUCAGUAAGUUAUGUAAUAGAAAAGUAACAAUCAAGCUGGUAAACCAACGGACGGGCUUUAUAUCCUCUAGCAAGAGACUAGUUACCACUCGCGAGGACUGGACUGAGAUGGCCUUAAUUGAUAAGUCACGUGUGACUAGAUCGAGGCUAGGACUAGACACAUUGUUAAAACGAAGAGAAACGCAUUCUUCACUUGUUUUCUUUUUCUCUUUCUUUAAACUCAUACAUAGUACAAAGUUUCUCCUGCUACUGCUUCAAUUUCGGGGGAUCUUUCUGCUUCGUGCCAAAUUGUUCGUCUUUCAUAAUGGAUUAUCUUCAGAAGCUAGUUCUUCUCUUUCGAAAGCGGGAGAGAUCUGUUGGAAGUUCAAGGCCUGUUGAAUCGUCAAGGCCUGCUGAAUCGGCAGUGUCCGCUGAAUUGGCAAAGCCCGCUGCAUUAUCUUUUUCAAUUCUCAAAAAUGUCCCAGUAGAGAUAUUAUCAGACAUCAUGGACUUCCUUCCUUUAGAGUCUGCUGUAGCCUUCUCCCUUUCCUGUAUGCACCUCGGACGCUUGCUCGGAACUCAACAUUUUUCAAGAAUAUCAACCUCGGCUGAAGGAACACUGGCGCUGCUGAAUCUCCUGGCCCUCGAUUUACCAGAUCAGGUUGUCUGCUCUGUCUGCAAGAGACUGCACCACAUGCAAAACCUGCUCAGAUACAAUUGCAUUACCUACGGCACUUGUUCGACGACUCGUGCGUACACCUCUUUACGAUUUCCAGCCUGUGUGACUCGGGACCGCGACAACGAAACUUGGAUAAUCACUGAACGUUUCGGUGAAACUGCCGUCAAUAUGGUUUUAAAAAGAUACCACCAAAACCCGGAGGAUAGAGAACUAUUGAAAUUUAUGUCACACCAUAAAGCAAAGAUAACCAACUGGGGAAAGUAUCUGCGGCAAUGGAGAGAAGAAUGUCGUAUUGUUCAAGGUCAUCUGGUGCAUAGGGUACAAAGCGUAUUCAUCUCGCGCGAAUGUUCAAGUACCGCGGAUUUUAAACCACCUUCAACCGCCUCUGAGAAUAUAUGUCCGCAUAUCAGGUUUCAAACGAGCUUGAAAUACAUCGGGUCUGGGGUGAGGAGAUGUUGCAAAUGCCCCACGGAAUACCGUAUUGACUUCAAAUUUUUUGAAGGCCUUGGAUGGGCCAGAUUCUUCACGAGAUGGAAGGAUUUUGGGUCCGAGGGUGAAUCGCUCUGGGCGCAACAUCUUCCUUCGAGAGCAACAUCGACAGUAAAAAUCUUUAGAGCCAUCCUUGACGGUCAAGUUAGCGUGCAGACUACAGCAGAGGUCCCAAGUCAACUAGAGGUUCAACAUCAGGAAUGGGACUUAUCUUCUGCAUUCGAGGACAGCAAAGACUUCAAAUUCGACUCGCUGCUAACAGCAGAAAAUAAGGCCGAGUUGUUUCGAUUUCGAAAGUGGUACUGGAGAAAGGUAACCUAGUCUUCAUGAAGAUGUGUUAGCAUAUGUGCAGUUAACAAACAAAAUUGAACGGGAUGGAUGAAGAGCUCGUCUUGGCUUCGCCCGAAGGCUAAUAGUCACCAGCACUGACUGAGAAGUGCAAGCUUAUCGCUGGUGAUAAAUAUAUUUGUAUUAAUAAGAAUAGGAUAAGAAUAGUGUGGUUAAGAAUAGUGCUGUUAAGAAUAG
Sclerotinia trifoliorum is the source of this 1906-nucleotide messenger RNA. The record is from the annotation of a GenBank genome assembly. NCBI's taxonomy places the organism in Eukaryota, Fungi, Ascomycota, Leotiomycetes, Helotiales, Sclerotiniaceae.